GUUCCCAAGCACGCUUCCAUCGGCAAAAGAUAGCUUUUUUCCUCGGACGAAAAUGGGAACGAUAGGACUGAACGGCGUAACGAGAGAAUGAAAAUUUACAUUGAAUCGGAUUAAUGAUAGGUUUGCUGUUUCUUAGCUAAGCGUGUUUUUGACACGUGAUAUACGCGAACAUUGUGCUUUACUAGAUAAAAAACAAACACUGUACUGUGAGCCAGCUUUAUUUGAGAAAAUAGAGGCCUACGCAUCGUUAGCAUACCACCAAUAUGUAUCCCUCCUGGGGAAAUUACGGCGGUGGCCAACACCAGCCUCCUCCCCAGUCACAUUUUGGCGUAAGACCGUCGCAAUUACGGGCACCGCCACCGACUGGAGGGGGGUUCGGUGGGUUUGGAAUGUCUACAACCGCCCCGGCCCAGUCCAACUUUUCCAGUUUGCGGGAGCAACAUCUUCAGCAAAUGCAGCAACUGCAGCAGCUUCACCAAAAGCAGCUCCAAUCGGUUCUGCAUCACAACAAUGGACCGUACAGCGCUCCUCCUCCGGGGCCUUGGCAGGGCAGCGGCCCAGGAUUUUCGAACAUGAGUCCCGGUGGUCCCAGUGCUCCUUCUCCUUCUAGUUUUCAGGAACACCAGCCCCUGAGGGUUGCGCCCGGGCCUCCACCACAGCAACCGCCGCCUCCACAGCCAGUGCAGCAGGCGCAAGCCGAAGGACAGCGCCCGCCACCUGAACCAGUACCGCCGACAGUACCUCAAAACGGUUCUAACACGGAACUACCACCACCACCAACAAACAAACAAGAGGCUGUAAUACCAAAUGAACUGGACCAGUUCAUCCAACAAGACGAGGAGAAACCAGACUUUUCCUCUAUGUCAUUGCAGGAGCAGCAACAGUACUGGUACAAACAGCACCUCAAGAAUUUGCAGAGGUUAAAAAAUGAAAAGGCAAAACAGAAUAGAACUCAAGGGGACAGUCAGCUGCCCCCUCCCAGUCAAACUUCGGCAGCCCCCCCUCCGCCAGUGGAGCCCCCCAAAAAUGCACCCCCACCACCUCCUCCUACAGAUGAGCCUCCACCCCCACCACCACCGGAUGACUCUAUGCCCGGUAUCGGCUCCGCAUCGGGGGACCCCGCAGAAGCUGCGCGCCUGCAGCAGCUGCAAGCCGCAGCCGCGCAGUGGCAGCUGACGCAGCAGCAGCGCGCAGGCUUCCAGUACCAGGCUCUCAUGCAGCAGCACGCCCAGCUGCAACAGAUCCUGCAGCAGUACCAGCAGUUCAUUCAACAGCCUGCACAUCUGCAGACCAUGCCCCUGGACAUGCAGCUGAGGCAUUAUGAGGUGCAACAGCAGCAGUUUGCCCCCGUGUACCAGGAGUGGGACCGGCAGUUCCGGAUGUGGCAGGAGCAGUUUCAGACUUACCCGCACAAGGACCAGCUCCAGGACUACGAGUGCCAGUGGAAGCAGUGGCAGGAGCAGAUGAAGUCCACGUCUGCCCACCUGCAGGAGCGGGUCACCACGCUCCGUGCCAUGCAGAGCCAGUAUGGCAGCGCCCCCUUCGGGGGAAUGAUGGGUAUGGGGCAAUACGGGCAGUACCGCCACCCAGUUCCAGACACCCAGAUGCCAUCACCCCACGUGGCACCCUCUCAAGUUCCCACUCCGAAAGUGGAGCCGCCCCCUCCUUCAGCGUCGAUGGCACAGGCUCCACGGCCCCCGAUGCCUCCAGGGCAACAGGGCCCUCCGGGGCCUCACAGUGCUCAGGGCCCUCCGGGGCCUCACAGUGCUCAAGGGCUUCAGGGGCCUCCGGCUCCUCAUGGCUCUCAGGGACCUCCGGGGCCUCCAGCCUCUCAGGGGCCUCCGGCUCCUCGUGGCUCUCAGGGCCCUCCGGGGCCUCAAGCCUCUCAGGGACCUCCAGGGCCUCACGCCAUUCAGGGCCCUCCGGGGCCUCACGGUCCUCGGGGGCCUCCAGGCCCUUAUGGCCCCCUGGGCCCCGCUGCUGUUCCUCGCACCCCAGCUCCGGCCACCACAGAACCCCAUAGCACACCCUCCACAGCCUCUGGGCCUGCGCCUCCCACCACGUCUGCCUCCCAGGUGGCUUACUCUGCCGCUGGACCCCCUGUUCGAGGGGCUAGGCCCCCUGGACCACCGCCACACUUUGAGGGCCCAAGAGGACCAAGGUUUGAAGGACCCAGAGGAAAUGAUUUCCAAAGGUUUCAGCCGCCACCGAGGUUUAACCCGCCGCAGCGAUUUGAGCCGCAUCAGAGGUUCGAUCAGCCCCCUAGGGGAAACCAGCCCGGCCAGUUUGGAGCUCCAGGAAGGUUUGAGCCUCCGCCAAGGCCUGGUGCCCCUCCCCGCUUCGAGAGACCUCCUGGGCCCCAGCCACCUCCCAGAUUCACCCCCCCUCCCAAACCCGAUCCCGCCUCAGAGAACAAGCAACAGAUGGAAAAAGCCCCCACACCUACACACCCUCAGACUAAAGACAAGCUUGCCGAGACUCCCCAAAUGCAGGUGGAUGAUAAAACAGGCACCAAGAAUACCCAAGAAGUCCUGUCAGAUGACAUCCUGGAAUCAAGUGAUGGAUUUUUCAUCCAGAGUGACCCCAUUCCCCAGACCUCUGUCAAGACUGAUACGCAGAACAAGCCUGAAGACCAGAGCAAGGAAGUGGCUGACAAGGCCAAACUCACUCCAGAGGCAACUAAGACGUCCAUUGAGCCUCCUGCCCUGCCGAAACAGCCUCCGGGCAACAGCAACACAAACUCUUUAAACCAAGCCAGACCUCCUGCGAACCACAGCACCGCACCCGGGCCGCCCCAGAAGCCCCACCCUCCACCCGGGCCGGCUCCGCCCGGGCCAAGAGCGGGCAUGCCCGAGCCUCCGCACGGGUUCCUCCACCAGGAGCACCCACCAAUGGGGAUGCCGGGGAUGCCUCGCGGGAGGGGGCGGGGCCAGAUGCCACCUCCCCCGGGCAGGGGCCGUGGACGAGGUCUCCCCAGGGGACCGAUGGGGCCCCCGCGCGGGUUCAACUCCGGGCCCAAUCCACAGGCGGAGGGGAUGGAUUACGACUACGCGCCCCCGCAUGGGGACAGGAUGCAGGGGGAGGAGGAGCCGUACGAGUGGCACGACCCGCCUUUCGACGGGCCAGGUGGGAUUCACGGGAGGAGGCCGCCGCCACCGCCACCUCCGGAGGAAGAGAUGUGGGGCGGGGAGGAGGAGGAGCAAUACCCAGAAGAGUAUUACGAAGAGCCUGGGAUGCGAGGCCCGCCGCCGGGGCGCGAGCCCCUGGAGCACCCUGGAAGGGAGAAACCCUGGGAGGAACCUGAGCCUGAGUACUGGGAAGAAGAGGCAGAUCCGUACUGGAGAGAGAAGAGGCCCCCGGUACGCCACGGGCCCCCGUUCUUCCACGAGGAGCACAGACGCCCUCCCCCUCCCCCUCCGCAUGCGUUCAGGCACCCCGGUCCCAGGAGGCCCCCUUUCGCUCACGAGGAGAUGGAGCACAACCUGCGCGGGCCGCCCCUCCAUCACGACGCCAUGGAACGUGACCCCAUGGGCCCACCCCUGCACCCGGACCACGGGCCCCGCCGGGGGCCCCCCAUGCAUCCGGACAUGAUGGAGAGAGACAUGAGGCGCCCCCCUCCUCCUCCUCCUCCGCGAGAGAUGAUGGAGAGGGACCACAGGGGGCCGCCCCCUUACCACCGCGAGCCGAUGGACAGGGACCCGGCGUGGCCCCGGCCCCCGCCCCCGCCCCACGACAGGGAGUCCAGGCGACCGCCGCUCCCUCACGAGAUCCUGGAGAGGCGCGGGCCUCCGAGCGUGGGUCACGAAGGCGUGCGCCGCGGGCCCCCUCCCCACGACGGCCCGGACAGAGACGCGUACGAGCAGGGCUACGGCGAGGAGUUCAGGCCUGAGGACGAGGAGUACCGGAGGCCCCCCCGCGACUACCGGCCCCGCGAUUACAACCAAGAGGGCGAGUACUACCCCCCCGCACAGGGCGAGUGGGACGGCGAGCGCCGCGACUACCCCCCGUACCCGCCGCGAGGGCCCGCCGACCGUUUCCGGGACGACCAGUGGUCCGAGGAGCAGGAGAGGCCGUACCCUUACGAGGGCGAGCUUCGCGAGAGGGGCGAGAUGAGGGCGCGCGAGUACCCGGACGAGCCCCGCUGCCAAAGGGAGGAGCCCCCGUACCCGCCCCCGGCGGAAUGGGACAGGCCGCUGCCGGAGAGGAACUUCCCUCACAGCGCGGUGGAGCAAAGGCCCCCGUACGAUGACCGCGCGGAACCCCCCGCGGACCUGCCGCCGCCCGCUGCCCCGGCACCAAACGCUAACCUGACCCAAACUCCUCCGCUGGACCAGACUUCCCCUGGAGCUGGGAAAGGCAUCCUGGCUCUUUCUCAAAGGCAGCAUGAGAUCAUCUUGAAAGCUGCCCAGGAGCUCAAAAUGAUCAGAGAACUCCAGGAGAAUAAAAACGCUAUGGGCGACUUCCUUAAACCUGAGACCACAGAGGCACCGCCUGAGAUCCCACCUGGCCUGCUGGGAUUGGAGAUUUCUCCAGAAGUGAGGACCGCCCUUCAGGCCACCAACCUCCUGUCUGAGACCGGCCAGGCCCCUCCAGGUGCCAUGGGGGCGUGGGAUGCAGGCGGCCCGCUCCCCGCCUCCGACCCCGCUUUCCCGAUGGCGCCAGCACCUGGGAUGGAGGGGAAGCACCUGGCGUUGCCUCCCCCAACAAAACCCACCAUCAUCUCCAAGACCGUGGAUUACGGCCACGGGCACGACAUCGGAUCGACGGUGGAGCGGAUCUCGUACGGCGAAAGGAUCGUGUUGAGGCCGGACCCGCUCCCCUCCGAGAGGGCGUAUGAGAAAGAACCCCUCGGCCCGAGAGAUCCCUACGAGAGAGACCCUUAUUACGACAGACGCCCGGAUCCGUACAUGGACCGCCGCGACUACGGCCGGGACCGGGACAGGGACCUGUACAGGGACAAGCCGCCCAUGGAUUACGAGAGGGAGCGCUACGAGAGGGAGCGCUACAUGAGAGAUGAGAGGCUGCCCCCAGGCCCCCCACCUCGCCCGGGCGGCUACAGGGAGAGGGAGAUGCGGAACAGCCGGGACCGGGAGCGGGAGGGGCGCAGCAGCCGGGACAGGGAGGAGCACUACGGCAGGCCCGGGUUCGACCGGCCCCCGUACGACCGCGGGCCUGAGCGCCCCGGUUACGACCACGGCCCCGCAGCCUACGGAAACGAUAGAAGGCCAUACCCCGAAGAGCGACUUCCUGUUCCUGCUCCAUCAUUGCCGCCACCGCCGCCCCCUGCCCCCCGGAGGGUUGAGAAGAAACCGGAGAUGAAGAACGUGGACGACAUUUUGAAAAUGCCAGGCAGAGAGAGCCGACCGGAGAGGAUUGUCAUUAUAAUGCGGGGACUUCCAGGAAGUGGCAAAAGCCAUGUGGCAAAACUGAUCCGGGACAAAGAAGUGGAGUGCGGUGGGGCGCCCCCUCGGGUCCUUGGGCUCGAUGAUUACUUCAUGACAGAGGUCGAGAGGGUAGAGAAGGACCCUGAAACAGGAAAACGAGUCAAAACGAAGGCCUUGGAAUAUGAAUAUGAGCCAGAGAUGGAAGAAACGUAUCGCAACAGUAUGCUCAAGACCUUUCGGAAAACACUGGACGAUGGCUUUUUCCCUUUCAUCAUCAUCGAUGCGAUUAACGACAGAGUUAAAUACUUUGAUCAGUUCUGGAGUGCCGCCAAAACCAAAGGGUUCGAGGUGUACUUGGCUGAAAUCACCGCUGACAACCAGACUUGUGCAAAGAGAAAUGUCCAUGGACGAAAGAUAAAGGAUAUUGUGAAGAUGGCUAGCAACUGGGAGCCAUCUCCUCGUCACAUGGUGCGACUGGAUAUAAGGUCCCUGCUGCAAGACGCUGCCAUAGAGGAGGUGGAGAUGGAGGAUUUUAACCCAUCGGAGGAGGAGCAGAAGGCGGAGCUAAAGGAAGCCGCCACAGAGGAAGAGGAAGGGGAUCUGGGUUACAUUCCAAAAAGCAAAUGGGAGAUGGACACUUCAGAGGCUAAACUGGACAAGCUGGACGGACUGGUGAGCGGCGGAAAGAGGAAGCGGGAUUCUGACGGCGCGGCGGGCAUGGAGGACUUCCUGCAGCUCCCCGACGACUAUGCCACCCGCAUGUCAGAGCCGGGGAAGAAGAGGGUGCGGUGGGCGGAUCUAGAGGAGAAAAAAGACGCCGAUAGAAAGCGCGCUAUUGGCUUUGUAGUGGGCCAGACAGACUGGGAGAAAAUCACCGACGAGAGCGGACAACUCGCCGAACGAGCCCUCAAUCGCACAAAGUAUUUCUAAGAAAAAAUAUUUCAGAGAAUUGUCUUUCGGCUAAUGAAGAUACCUGACAGUGAAAACAAAACCCUGGUUAAUAGAAGCAGGAAAAACAGCUUUUGUUUAAAAUAGUUUUUAUUCCCAUCAUCGGAUUCAUGGACACCCAGAAAAGACGUCAUUGUCUUCAAUUCUUCCAAGAUUUAGUUUUCUCAUUUCAUGCACUGUUGAUAAAUCCCUGUGCCUGUGAUCCGAACAGCUUCUCCUGCUAGGUGUGCUUGUUCAUUUUUUAUAUCCUUCUGUACUGUUAUCUUGUGAGCACUGUUGUUUAUUUUAACUUUAAAAGGAAACAAUAAAAGUUUCACCAGAACCUUCUAGACAAGCUCAUGUGAGUGGUCAUGUGGGCUUCACUGUUUAAGUGUCUUGUGUUUUUGCAGCCAGCGAUGGACUGUGACUUCUGUUGGUCAAUUCUUUAAUCUCCGGAAUUCGAUGAGGAAAAAAAAAAAAAAAGAUCUGCAGUCUGAAGCCUGUGUUCCACUGACUUGCCUUAGCUAUGUGCGCUACUUUCUAACGUAUGGCCACAUAAAAAUAUGGUAACUCCCGUGAAUCACACACUGGCUUGACCUACAGCUGAGUAGGUAAAAUCUAUAUGAACACCAAAAAGACACUUUCAGAAAUGAGUGACUUUCCCGGCUAUAGUAUUUCGCAGAUGAUAAAAGGGACUGACCUGUGCUUUAGGGGAAACCCGUUACGAUAUGCGGAACUGGUCAAUGUGUUGUCAGUCAGGAUUGACUUUCUUAAAACAAACUCCUUCGGUUUUAGCUGGUACGUCUGAGGCACGUCAAUGGAGACAUAGCUUAUUUUCUUUUAUUUGAUGUAUUAGGUAAGUGCUCUUCACCACUUAAUAUUACUGUACAGUGAUAUGAACAAGUUUCUUGUUGUAAGACAUUUUCUUGCUCUUUUAAGCUUUGACCACCCAAUACAGAAUUAUCUUUCAUCUGAAAUGUCAGAUCUGAAAUUUGGAAUUUCUAUAUUCUUUGGCAACACAAAUCUUUUUUUAUGGCGCAAUACUGGAAAAAAAAAACAAUCAAAUAAUUGUUUUAUAAGAUGAUAGUUGUGAAUAUUUCAUUUUAAAAUGGCACACCAUACAGUGGUAAGUUGGAUGUUUUAUCAUCCUGCCACAUUGUCGGUGUCCUGACUAAAAGGAAAUGGGAAUGAAUCUGAGAACAACAUUUGGCAUGCCUCAUUGAACACCAAAGGUGUUUGCUCACAUCUGAAGUUUUUUUUUUUUUAAUACAGUUCUUUUGAGAUACUGGUUCCCAUAAGAAACAUAUUCCUCGCAACUAAGUGGUUGUGGCCUAGACUCAAAGCCCAUCCCCUUCUUCUGAAUUCAUUUUAGGAGGAAUACCUAUCCUGUCACAUUGUGAAAUGCAUUAUUUUGGUUACCAAAGAGUGGCAGCAACUGGCACCAGUUGUACAUACAGGUUGAAUGCCAUUCUCUGAAAUGAAGGAAUGAAAUAAAGUGCACCUGAAAGUGUUUGGAAAUUGAUUGGGCCAUUUACUUGCAUUGCGGUUUGGUGUCUGCAGCUAAGCACUUUCCCUGGGGUUCAAAUUCUAAAAGCUAAAACUAGCCCAAAACUAGCAUGCAUGUUAAAUGAAUGUAAAGAGGUGCCCUGUAGACAGACAUGUCUUUACCACUCACAACAAGGUAUCUAAAGACUGAAGCCAAAAGCCUCCUGUAUCUUUCUUUCCUACUGCACUGAAGAGUGAAUGGAUCUUUAUGAUUUACUUUGUAAUUUUGUAAAUUAAAGUUGUUUUAUUUAUAUUCUAAAAUUAAGUUUUCAGAGACUUCUGCACACAUUUUCCUGGAUGGUAAGUAAACAUUACAUUGGCUGCUUGGAUGAGUGGUAGUUCAAGAACUUGGUUUGUGUCCCCAAGGUUGAUCUUUUGAACCCAGUUCUGACCAAAGAUCCGCGACGCAACAAAAUUGUUUUAGACUGUUGCAGUGAGGCCAUGCAGCAGUGCGAACUACCCGUCUCAGAACGUUUGAUGCCGGCGAUUCAAUGUGGCGAGUUUUCGAACGUUGAAAAGAGUCUCCAGUUACAGCUUGUCACCUCGCAAAUCUUUGGUCUGAUCUGGGCUUUAGAGUCACUGGACUGUUGCAUCCAUGAAAUGUGGGGGAAAUUAACCUUGAAAUAUCCUUUGGCAAUAAUUAAUGCCCAAAAAAACUAGUCGUCUUUGUGAAUUAUAUGAAAAGUUUUUUUGGCUGGACCGCAACAGUGAAGCCAGCCCUAUAAACGCAAAUGUCUGUGACUGAGUGAGUGAUGAAGUUACACCGUUGGUCGGCCGGAUGAAGUGUGUUAGGUCCAGCCAUACACUAGGUUUUGACCUGGUCUUGUUACAAGUUGUGAAAUGUAUUAAUUAAAAUUAAACUUUGAAACCGUUUAAAUAAAAUGUUGCAAAUAUAUUGAUGGGCUUCUUUGAAGAAGAGAAGUCAAAAGAUUCACUUCCCUUGGUAUUGAUGAAAACUACUGGAACCCAGUAUUUCUUGAAAUUUAUUUUAAGGAAAUAUGAUUUAAGGAAAUCAUGUUUCCUUAAAAUAGGUCCCAUAAUGAAGGUGUACCUUUCAUUUUUUUAUGAACACGUGCAUAAUACAGUUUGCCAAAUGGUAUUGCUUUAUUUAACACUGACAUUUCCUAUCAGAAUUUUGGGAAUUGUUAUAUUGUAUUUUAAAAAUCACCAUUUAAUGAUGAUUAUAGUCUGCUUAUAACAUUUUCUUCCACAAUAGCAUGUCUUUCCAACUGUUACACCAAUUUGUGUAACAAAUAAAAUACAAACUUCUGUCAUCAAUUUAAA
Molecule: messenger RNA, 9140 nt
Organism: Anguilla anguilla (European eel)
Lineage: Eukaryota; Metazoa; Chordata; Actinopteri; Anguilliformes; Anguillidae
Gene: ylpm1
Product: YLP motif containing 1
Exons: 21
Coding region: 264-6314 (2016 amino acids)
Biological process (GO): regulation of telomere maintenance
Cellular component (GO): nucleus
Source: RefSeq, a predicted model, not a curated record